GUUUGGUUCUCUAAAUAUAAAAAUUUUGAAUUCAUUCGGAUAUUUAAUCAAUUUCGGUUCGGGUUCGAUACUACUUUUUCGGAUCGGGUUCAGUUCGGUUGUUCGGAUCCGAGUUUUUUACCCAGCCUAGAAAAACACGCCAGAAAAAAUAAUCAAAAAGAUCAAAAAUAUUUUACAACAAAACCGGCUUGGGGGGGAGAUAGAAUCUAGAUGAUAAAUCCAAAAAAUCCUCUUUCCCUCUCAAAAUCGAACAUCUGUAACAUAACUUGGUAUGUAAUCACAUCAAAUUUUAUUCUUAUGGUAUUAUGAUAUUUUCUUACAACAAUGCUAUUAUUCACUCUGAAUUUGAUUUCUGUGCAUGGUAUGUUGACCAAUGUCGUUGUGCAAUUAUUAGGUUGUGAUCCAUCCAAAUAUUUGACCAUUACAAUAUAGUCUUUGAUUCAAUUCAUUUCAUCUGUUAGAUUUUCCCUAAAAUAAGACAGAGACAAAUAAAACAAGAAAUAAAAUAAAGAUCUACAUUCUUUUAAUUUCUCAUUUAGAGUGCCUUGAUUGAAUCAGUGAAUGAAACAAGUAAACAACAAUGGCAGAAAGCAUUCACAAAGAUCAAAAGACAGUUUCUUUUGACAAAUGCAUUUCUUCUUCUUCACGAUGCUCGUUUAUGGCGAUUGUCAUCUUCUUGAUCUUCCUCUCAUAUUUCUUAUACUCCUUCAGUUUCAUCUCCGUUUUAAAGUCUCCUUCUAAAGUCUCCAACUCUCUCCUUGUACCUGUGAUGCAAGUGCAACUCGGAUCAGGUCAAAACCACACCGAGGACAAAACAGAGCUUAACCACAUAGUUUUCGGAAUCGCCGCGUUCUCCAAACUUUGGAAGCAUCGGAGAGAAUACGUGAAAACGUGGUGGAAACCUAACGGUGAGAUGAAGGGCGCUGUCUGGCUCGACAAACCUACAGUAAACGACAGUCUUUCCUCCGCCUUGCCUGAGAUCAGAAUCUCCUCAGACACGUCGAGUUUCAAGUACCGUUACCGUCGCGGUCACCGAUCAGCGAUCAGGAUCACAAGAAUCGUAUCGGAUACGGUGAGGAUGUUAAAGGGAACUGAAUCCGAGAGAAACGUGAGGUGGAUUGUGAUGGGCGACGACGACACAGUGUUUUUCCCGGAGAAUCUUGUUAGGGUUUUGAGAAAGUACGAUCACAAACAGUUCUAUUACAUCGGAGCUCCUUCUGAGAGCCAUUUGCAGAAUUUGCAACAGUUCUCGUACGGCAUGGCAUAUGGAGGAGGUGGUUUUGCUAUAAGUUAUCCCUUGGCCAAGGCUUUGGAGAAGAUGCAAGAUCGGUGUAUCGAGAGCUACGCUGAUCUCUACGGAUCCGAUGACCGGAUUCAUGCUUGUAUGGCGGAGCUCGGUGUUCCUCUCACCAGAGAGGUUGGGUUUCAUCAGUUUGAUGUAUAUGGGAACCUCUUGGGUCUUUUAUCGGUCCACCCACAAGCACCGAUAGUCUCUAUCCAUCACUUAGACGUAGUCGAGCCUAUAUUUCCGAAAAUGGACCGAGUGAAGGCCGUAGAGAGACUCAUGAUCUCAGCGAAGCUCGACUCAGCUAGCCUCGUCCAACAAUCCAUAUGCUACGACAGAACUCACCAGUGGACAAUGUCUAUCUCGUGGGGAUACACUGUCCAGAUCACACGUACAUACAUGCCAGCAAGGAUGAUGGAAGUGCCCACUCGCACUUUCAGUGACUGGCACAAACGUCAUGAUUUCAACAAUCUUGCUUUCAACACACGCCCUAUAACCUACACUGAUUGCCAGCGUCCACGAGUCUUUUACAUGUCUCGCACUCUUGGUGAUUCUUCUUCAAGCACAACAAUUACAGAGUAUCUUAGGCACAAUGAAUUGAAUCCUCAAUGUGAGUGGGGGAUACCAGAUCCUUCUGAUAUCAAUCGAAUCUUUGUCCACAAAGAGUCUAACCCAGAUAGGUGGAAUAAGGCACCAAGGAGAGAUUGUUGUCGAUUAUUGCCAGCGACGAAGAAGGGAACUAUGAUGAUCAAAGUCGCACCUUGUGAAAAUGACGAAAUCGCUGCUUAUUCUGAUAAAUAGUUUUCUUUUUGGUUUAUUUCACAUGGAAAACUUGUUUUUUAAAAAAAUAUUUAUAUAUUAAUUCAACCCAUAUAAAUGGAGAAUUC
This is a messenger RNA of Brassica napus (rape), 2172 nucleotides long. RefSeq lists its product as uncharacterized. The transcript is spliced from 3 exons. Bases 581 to 2086 code for a protein of 501 amino acids. Gene Ontology annotation, molecular function: acetylglucosaminyltransferase activity. The record is from RefSeq and is a predicted model, not a curated record. NCBI's taxonomy places the organism in Eukaryota, Viridiplantae, Streptophyta, Magnoliopsida, Brassicales, Brassicaceae.